AUGUUCCUGAUGUCAACCUCUUCAGAGUUAAACAGUGGGCAGAACUUCUUAACCCAGUGGAUGACCAAUCCUUCUCGGGCUGGGGUCAUAUUAAAUCGUGGAUUUCCUAUUUUGGAAGCCGAGGAAGAGAAGCGAGCAAAUGUGAACAUUUCUACCAGCUUUCCUAUUAAACCCACAGAUUUUUCAAAUAGCUUCAGCUUUUUAAGUGAAGAAGAUUCACUUCAUGAAGAACAGAAGUUGGAGCCCAACAGCCCUUAUAAGUUACAAACAGAUAAAUCUGAAACACAGAGAGUCUUUCCUCCAACUAAAGAGGGAACACAAAUAGUGGCAUGUGAGCAUGCUCCUGGACACUGGGAGGAUCACAAAAAUGACUUUAUUUCAGAUCCUGGGAGUGAAUUCAAAGAAGUGGCUUAUAAAGACCCACUUUUUAAAAAGCUUGAACAGCUGAAAGAAGUACAACAGAAGAAGCAGGAACAACUGAAGAGGCAACAGUUAGAGCAACUGCAAAGGCUCAUGGAGGAACAGGAGAAGCUGCUCACCAUGGUGUCUGGGCAGCAUACACUCCCAGGUUUAACUCUAGUGCCUGAUGACCAGAGCCAGAAGUACAGAUCUCCAGGAAAUUCAGCCACUGUAGAGAAACCCACGCCCUUCUUACCAUCAUAUAUCUACCAGAAUCAAACCCAAGAAAAAAAACACACUUCCAACAUUUUAUCCGAUGAACAAAACAACUUCCGUAGAACUACUCAUCAAGAUUUUGUCUUAACUUCAAAAAGUGGUGCUUCUCCCAACUUGUUUUAUGAGGCUCAAUAUCAAGAAGCACUUGUGAAAAAAAAUGAUUUGAAGGAAGAGAACCAUAACCAUCCUAAAGGAGAAGGUAUUUUACCAUGUUCGGAGAACAUGACGGAAGAGAUUCAGGAAGGGAACGAUACGAACUUAAAAAAAAUUGGUGAUUCCUCAGAAGUGGUUAAUAUUGAAGAAAGGCCUAUUAAAGCUGCUAUUAGAGAAAGGAAACAAACCUUUGAAGACUACUUAGAAGAACAAAUUCGGUUGGAAGAACAAGAACUGAAACAAAAACAGCUAAGGGAAGCAGAAGGAUCCUUGCUAAUCAAAGCAAAACCAAAACAACCAUUCUUAAAACGAGGAGAAGGUUUAGCUAGAUUUACUAAUGCUAAAUCUAAGUUUCAGAAGGGGAGAGAAAGUAAACUAGUCACUACUCAGAGCAUUUCAGAGGACAAACCUGUGUUUAAAUUAGAUAAACAACAAUUCCAGCGGAAAACUGCUCUCAUAAAUAAAGAACUGUGUACAGAGAACCCUCCUGUCAAAAAGAACAGUAAAACCAGAACAAAGAGUGGUUGUGUCACACUCAGUCAGAAGCCGAAAGUGCUUAAGGGUAACAACAGGAAAAGUCUCUCUCCAGCAGGAUUGAAGAUACUGGCAGGGAAGAAAUGUGACGGGCAAUUUAGAGGUCAGAUCAAUUUAGAAAAAAAGGUAGAAUCUAAUAAUAAAGAAAAUGUACCCGAGUGUACAAAACCUUGUGACGUUGGUUGCAAAAUCUGGAAUAAGACACAAGGUAAAGACAGACUUCCCCUUUCGACAGGGCUGGCCAGCUGCGUGGCUUCUAAGAGCCCAGUAAGUGAGACUUCGAAAGAGUCAGAGUCUUCUCUUGACAUUUCUCUUCAGAAAAAGUUAGAGAAUUGGGAACGAGAAAAGGAAAAGGAAAAUUUGGAAUUAGAUGAAUUUUUGUUUUUAGAACAAGCUGCUGAUGAAAUAUCAUUUUCUAGUAAUUCCUCAUUUGUACUGAAGAUCUUAGAGAGGGACCAACAGAUCUGCAGAGGUCACCGGCUGUCUUCUACUCCUGUCAAAGCUGUGCAGCAAGAGAAGACAACACCACCAGGUCCCAUGAGGGAGUGCAAGCAAAAUGAGGAUCCAGACCGUACCAAGUGUGAAAGUCAGGGUGAGUGUGAGCUUGCACCCCAACGGCCUGAUUCGGUGUCCUCACCUGACGGACCGCAGGAGCAGUCCUGUAAGGUCAGUAGGAAAGUGUUCCAAAUGAGCACUUGUGAAAGUCCAACUAGGUGGCAUGCAAGCGACGACGGAGGUGGUACAGACAGUGAUGAUAGCACUGAUUCUGAGGAACAGCUUGAUGUCACCAUAAAACCAUCAACUGAGGAUAAAGAAAGGGGUUUCAGCAGCAGAGAAGAUAGUCCACAAGUCUGUGAUGGGAGGGGACCUUUAAGGGACACCAGGACUCAAGAAGAAGAUAAGAGGAGAGAUGUUGAUUUAGAUUUGUCUGAUAAAGAUUACAGUAGUGACGAGUCUAUCAUAAUAGCAAGCUUGAAAAAUAAAGCUUCUGAUUCCUCAAGAAGACACCCAUCUAUGAGUAAAAUUGACUUUGAUGAUGAAAGAACUUGGACUGACCUUGAAGAUGAUUCAUUUAAACAUGAUGUUAUUCUUGGGAAUGAAGCCGUUUAUGGGACUCCCCAGACAACCUACCCUAAUAAGAGUGAAAUAUGUGUACUGGACAAAACAAUAAAAAGGAAGGUUGCACCAGUCAAGAAGGGAGAAGGCUUGAAUAAAUCCAGUAGGAGCACAAGUCCUCCUCCUACCUCGGAUCUGAUGAUGAAAUUCUUCCCUUCUUUGAAACCAAAAUCAAAAUCAGAUUCACGCUUGGGAAAUGAACCCAAGUUAAACAUAAAUCAAGACCAACCACCUGGUGACAACGCUCGAUCUCAAGUUUUGAGAGAGAAAGUUAUUGAAUUGGAAACAGAAAUAGAAAAAUUUAAAGCUGAGAACACAUCUUUAGCUAAACUUCGCAUUGAACGAGAAAGUGCCUUGGAAAAACUCAGGAAAGAAAUUGCUGACUUUGAACAACAGAAAGCAAAAGAAUUGGCUCGAGUAGAGGAGUUUAAAAAGGAGGAAAUGAGGAAAUUACAAAAGGAACGCAAAGUUUUUGAAAAGUAUUCUACAGUUGCGAGAACUUUUCCGGAUAAAAAAGAACGUGAAGAAAUACAAGCUUUGAAGCAGCAGAUAGCAGAUUUACAGGAAGAUUUGAAAAGAAAGGAAGCAAAAUGGUCCAGUACACAUGGCCGUCUUAGAAGCCAGAUAGAAAUGUUGGUCAAAGAGAACACAGACCUCCGGGAGGAAAUAAAAGUGAUGGAACGAUUCCGACUAGAUGCCUGGAAGAAAGCCGAAGCCACUGAGAGCAGCACCAGGAUGCGUCAGUGUGUGACGGCCUCGAGAAGAGACGGGUCCACGAAGUCAUCAGUUCGAUUUCAAAAGAGUCAAGUUUCUUCAGGAACCCAGGUAGAAAAGUACAAAAAAAACUAUUUGCCAACACAAGGCAAUCCAUCUCGAAGAUCCAAGUCUGUGUCUCGUGAUUUAGGAAAUUCGGAUAAGGGACAAAUAGCCUCACCCAGGGAUCCACCUGAACAAGUGAACUCUCCAGAUCCUGAAUGUAAAGAAGAGGAUGAAAAAGAAGAAAAAGAAGAAAUUCAGGGAGAAAUCAGCCAUCCUGAUGGAAAGAUAGAAAAGGUUUAUAAGAAUGGGUGCCAUGUUAUAUUGUUUCCAAAUGGAACCCGAAAAGAAGCGAGUGCAGAUGGAAAGACGGUCACUGUCACUUUCUUCAACGGUGAUGUCAAGCAGGUCAUGCCGGAUGGGAGAGUGAUCUACUACUAUGCAGCCACACACACCACCCACACCACGUACCCAGAAGGACUGGAAGUCUUACAUUUCUCAAGCGGACAGAUAGAAAAGCAUUUCCCAGAUGGAAGAAAAGAAAUCACGUUUCCUGAUCAGACUAUCAAAAACUUGUUUGCCGAUGGGCAAGAAGAAAGCAUUUUCCCAGAUGGUACAAUUGUCAGAGGGCAACGAGAUGGCAACAAAAUCAUAGAGUUUAAUAAUGGCCAAAGAGAACUACAUACAGCCCAGUUCAAGAGACGGGAGUAUCCAGAUGGUACUGUUAAAACUGUGUAUACAAAUGGUCUUCAAGAAACCAAAUAUUCAUCUGGUCGAGUAAGAGUUAAAGACAAGGAUGGUAAUGUUCUAAUGGACACAAAACUGUCAUGA
Molecule: messenger RNA, 4065 nt
Organism: Eubalaena glacialis (North Atlantic right whale)
Lineage: Eukaryota; Metazoa; Chordata; Mammalia; Artiodactyla; Balaenidae
Gene: CPAP
Product: centromere protein J
Exons: 16
Coding region: 1-4065 (1354 amino acids)
Biological process (GO): centriole elongation; cilium assembly
Cellular component (GO): centrosome; centriole; nucleus
Molecular function (GO): tubulin binding
Source: RefSeq, a predicted model, not a curated record